AGGAGCACGCGCCACAGGCCAGACGCACAAAUCAGAUACCCACCAUGCAGAGUUGCCGCUACCUCAUCACCCAAGCAUGGGCCCCGGCGAGCCUAAAGCGGACAAACCGCCACCCCCGUUUACCAUCUCAUACAGUCCGGCUCCGGUCACCACCGCCGAUCUCCGCCGUGGCCGCUCCAGUAAAAAAUCGAAAGGCUCAUUCAAUGCCGCCGGAGAAGGCGGAAGUUUUCAAGUCACUGGAACGCUGGGCUUCGGAGGGGCUUCUGCCGCUGCUAAAGCCGGUGGAGCAGAGCUGGCAGCCACAGAACUUCUUGCCCGACUCAUCGUUGCCGUUCGAUGAAUUCAAGGAUCAAGUGAAGGCGCUGCGAGAUCGGACGGCCGAGCUUCCGGACGAGUACUUCGUGGUGCUGGUGGGUGAUAUGAUCACGGAGGAUGCACUGCCUACAUAUCAGAGCAUGAUAAACAACCUGGAUGCGGUCGGGGACGAGACCGGAGCGAGCCCGGAUCCGUGGGCUGUUUGGACCCGUUCUUGGACUGCGGAGGAGAAUCGGCAUGGGGAUUUGCUAAGAACCUAUCUAUAUCUAUCCGGCCGGGUCGAUAUGCUCAUGGUCGAAAAAACCGUGCAAUACUUGAUUGGAGCCGGAAUGGAUCCGGGGACAGAAAACAACCCAUAUCUGGGAUUCGUGUACACUUCGUUUCAAGAGCGAGCCACAUUUGUAUCGCACGGCAACACGGCUCGCUUAGCGAAGGAGGGGGGAGACCCGGUGCUGGCGCGCAUAUGCGGCACCAUCGCAGCAGACGAGAAACGCCACGAGAAUGCGUACGCGAGAAUAGUCGAGAAGCUGCUGGAAGUGGACCCCACGGGAGCAAUGCUGGCGAUCGCAGACAUGAUGCACAAGAAGAUAACCAUGCCGGCCCAUCUGAUGUACGACGGGGAGGACCCACGCCUGUUCGAGCAUUUCUCCGCAGUGGCGCAGCGGAUGGGGGUGUACACAGCGAACGACUACGCGGACAUAUUGGAGUUUUUGAUCGAACGAUGGAGGUUGGAGAAGCUGGAAGGGCUAACGGGCGAGGGGAGGCGAGCCCGGGAUUUCGUGUGCGGACUAGCACCGAGGAUUAGGAAGUUGCAGGAGCGAGCCGACGAGCGAGCGCGCAAGAUGGGGCCCCAUGGCGUGAAAUUCAGCUGGAUCUUCAACAAAGAGGUGGCCUUGACCAUGUGACAGCCAGAUGUAGCUGGUCAUUGCCACCAAGGAAAAUGUGAUUUGUGUGCCAUAGAGAGAAUGUCCUCCUCCUCUUUUUUUUUUUUUCCGACGGGAUGAAUGCGAAAUAGUUGACACUUUUGGUGCCUUCCCUGUUGCUCUCGUUCAUCGGUGUACGUAUAGUGUCAGUGACAGUAGUGAGCAGGAUCUAGCUAGUCUUUGCAUAUAGUGGCAAAAGCCGAAUGCCUGGUCAAUCAAUAAAGACCUCAGUAUGCCUAUUAUGUGAGUAGGCCAUAAUCACAGCGUUAGCAUUCAUGUUG
Molecule: messenger RNA, 1519 nt
Organism: Neltuma alba
Lineage: Eukaryota; Viridiplantae; Streptophyta; Magnoliopsida; Fabales; Fabaceae
Product: stearoyl-[acyl-carrier-protein] 9-desaturase 6, chloroplastic
Exons: 2
Coding region: 45-1220 (391 amino acids)
Biological process (GO): fatty acid metabolic process
Cellular component (GO): chloroplast stroma
Molecular function (GO): stearoyl-[ACP] desaturase activity
Source: RefSeq, a predicted model, not a curated record